AUGACUCACAACGACCAACAAGUCACAACUGCAGAAGGGAAAGCCGAUGCUUUCAACAAAUACUUCGCCUCCAUUUUUCGUCCCGUUUCGCCAAGUUCUCCAAUUGUUUCUCCGUCUCUUUCCAGCCAGAAUAAUCUCGAGUCUAUUACUGUAUCAACAGAAGAAGUUAGUUAUCUUCUAUUAAACCUCUUGACGGACAAAGCCACUGGACCUGAUGGAAUAUCUGCCAGAUUGUUGAAAGAAUGUUCGAACGAAAUUGCUCCGUCUUUAACAGCGCUAUUCAACAAGUCCCUGUCUUUCGGUAAAGUUCCUCAAGAAUGGAAAGAAGCUAAC
Paramuricea clavata is the source of this 333-nucleotide messenger RNA. The record is from the annotation of a GenBank genome assembly. Lineage: Eukaryota; Metazoa; Cnidaria; Anthozoa; Malacalcyonacea; Plexauridae.